Bubalus bubalis (water buffalo) is the source of this 8821-nucleotide messenger RNA. It is a transcript of the gene MYLK, whose product is annotated as myosin light chain kinase. NCBI's taxonomy places the organism in Eukaryota, Metazoa, Chordata, Mammalia, Artiodactyla, Bovidae. The coding region runs from base 353 to 7030 and encodes 2225 amino acids. The transcript has 33 exons. Gene Ontology annotation, biological process: protein phosphorylation. Gene Ontology annotation, molecular function: protein binding; ATP binding; protein kinase activity. The record is from RefSeq and is a predicted model, not a curated record.
GACUCGGAGCGUUGGGCUCUGAGGGGCUCUCCCACUUGCUCGCGCUCUCGCUGGGCCGCUCACCCCUGCCCCGACCCGGACGCGCCUCUCCUGCUCCCAGUGCCGCCGGGUUGGCAGCCAGCAGCGCUUUGAGCGCUGAACCCGCGCUGCGCGCCCGCGGGACGACCCUGCGGAGCGUUGUGCCUCGGCUCCCGGGCUGCCUUCGCUGCGCGGGCCACACAGUCUCACGGUGGAGAAUGCAUGCCUGACUACAUAGCAGUCUGCUGCCCGCUAAGGGGCAUCCUGUGGGUGGGAGCCACAAGCGCCGUUCCUCCUCCCCAGGUGGAUUUCCUGCGUUCCUGCGGAUGAGACCAUGGGGGAUGUGAAGCUGGCUGCCCAGACACACGUUUCCAAAACCUCACUCACUGUGGAUCACUCGAGAGUCAGCUCCAUGCCCCUGACUGAGGCCCCUGCUUUCACUUUGCCCCCUCGGAACCUCUGCAUCAAGGAAGGAGCCACCGCCAAGUUUGAAGGGAGGGUUCGGGGCUACCCAGAGCCCCAAGUGACAUGGCACAGAAACGGACAAGCCAUCACCAGUGGGGGCCGCUUCCUGCUGGACUGUGGUCCCCGGGGGACUUUCAGCCUUUCGAUUCAUGCUGUGUGUGAAGAGGACAAGGGAAAGUAUACCUGCGAAGCCACUAAUGGUAGUGGUGCCCGCCAGGUGACAGUGGAGUUAACAGUAGAAGGGAGCUUUGUGAAGAAGCCUGGUCAGCCUGUUGUUUCCAAAGCCUUGGGGGACAGAUUUGCACCCCCUGCCAUGGAGACCCGUCCUAGCAUCUGGGGAGAAUGUCCACCAAAAUUUGCUACCAAGCUGGGCCGAGCAGUGGUCAGAGAAGGACAGAUGGGGCGGUUCUCCUGCAAGAUCACUGGCCGGCCCCAGCCACAGGUCACCUGGCUCAAGGGAGAUGUUCCCCUGCAGCCCAGUGCUCGUGUGUCUAUGUCCGAGAAGAAUGGGAUGCAAGUCCUGGAAAUCCACGAUGUCACCCGAGAUGACGUGGGAGUAUACACGUGCAUGGUGGUGAACGGGUCAGGGAAGGCCUCCAUGUCUGCUGAGCUUUCCAUCCAAGGUUUGGACAAUUCCAAUAGGUCACUCGUGAGAGGAACAAAGGUGGCCAGUACGGACAUCAGGAAGGAAGUGACCAAUGGAGUCACUCAGGGGUCCAAACCAGAUACCCUGGAUGCUGCUGCUGAGAGUAAGAACCGCCCCAGCACCCAGCGAGGCGGCUCCCCAACCUGGGCCACAGGGAGCCAGCCUCAACUCCCCAGGGAAUCUGAGCUGGAGCCGCUGGGGGACUCCCUCAGAAAGGGCCAGAGGGCCCCUGUCCUGCAGAAGACCUCCAGCACCAUCACCCUGCAGGCAGCAAAAGUCCAGCUGGAGCCCAGAGCGCCAGUCCCAGGCACCCCCUGUCCUUCCAGAGAAGAGAUGGAGGGGCCAGCUGCGGCCCCUCCAGACACCCUCCCCACCAGGCGGUCAGGCCUGGGAAGCCAGGACACCACAGGCAAGGUUGCUACCAGGAAGGUCCCCAUGGAGAGCCAGAGGGACACCACGUUUCCCAAAUUUGAGAACAAGCCCCAGAGCCAGGAGGUCAAUGAAGAUGAGCCAGUCGAGUUCAGAUGCAAGGUUUCAGGGAUCCCAAAACCUGAAGUGACCUGGUUCCUGGACGGUGUCCCCGUGAGGAGUCGGGAGGGCAGCAUCGAGGUUUACGAAGCUGGGGGGACCCAUUACCUCUGCCUGUGGAGAGCCCGGGCCCGGGACAGCGGGAGCUACAGCUGUACAGCCACCAACGUCCGAGGCCAGGUGUCCUGUUGCUGGACCCUCCUGGUGAAAAAGCCAGCCGUGGUGGAGGUGGCCCCGUCAUUCUCCAGUGCCCUGCAGGACUGCACCGUCGUUGAGGGUCAGGACUUUGUGCUGCGAUGUUCAGUGCAGGGGACCCCACUGCCUCGAAUCACUUGGCUGCUCAAUGGACAGCCCAUCCAGUACGCCCACUCCACCUGCGAGGCUGGCGUGGCCGAGCUCCACAUCCAGGACACCCUCCCAGAGGAUGAUGGCACCUACACCUGUCUGGCUGAGAACACCGCAGGGCAGGUGUCCUGCAGCGCCCGCGUCACUGUCCAGGAGAAGAAGAAUGAGGAGAAGAGCGAGUACCUCCUGCCUGCGGCCCCCAACAAACCCGUCGCACCCCUCUUCCUGCAGGGCCUCUCUGAUCUCCAAGUCAUGGAUGGGAGCCAGGUCACCAUGACAGUCCAGGUGUCAGGGAACCCGCCCCCGGAGGUCAUCUGGCUUCACGACGGGACUGAGAUCCAGGAGUCCGAGGACUUCCACUUUGAACAGCGAGGCACUCAGCACAGCCUGUGUAUCCAGGAAGUGUUCCCGGAGGACACGGGCACUUACACCUGUGAGGCCUGGAACAGCGCAGGAGAGGUCCGCACACAGGCCGUGCUCACCGUGCAAGAGCCGCAGGAUGGCACCCAGCCCUGGUUCAUCAGCAAGCCCCGCUCGGUGACUGCCUGCCUGGGCCAGAGUGUCCUUAUCUCCUGUGCCAUAGCCGGCGACCCCUUCCCCACUGUGCACUGGCGUCGAGAUGGCAAAGCCCUCUCCAGGGACACUGGCCACUUCGAGGUGCUACAGAAUGAGGAUGUGUUCACCCUGGUUCUGAAAAACGUGCAGCCCUGGCACGCUGGCCAGUAUGAGAUCCUGCUCAAGAACCGUGUUGGCCAAUGCAGUUGCCAGGUGUCCCUGAUGCUACAGAGCAGCCCGGCCAGAGCGGUCCUGCGGGGGAGGGAGCCUGCCAGCUGCGAGGGCCUCUGUGGCCGAGGAGCUGGUGCUGAUGGUGGUGGUGGUGGUGACGGCUACGGGAGCCUGAGGCCUGGCUGGCCAGUGGCGAGAGGGCAGGGUGCCCCUGCGGAAGACGACGGCGAGGACGUGCGUGGGGUGCUCAAGAGGCGCGUGGAGACGCGGCAGCACACGGAGGAGGCCGUUCGCCAGCAGGAGGUGGAGCAGCUGGACUUCCGCGACCUCCUGGGCAAGAAGGUGAGCACCAAGACCUUGUCUGAAGAGGACCUGAAGGAGAUCCCAGCCGAGCAGCUGGACUUCCGCGACCUCCUGGGCAAGAAGGUGAGUACAAAGACCUUGUCUGAAGAGGACCUGAAGGAGAUCCCAGCUGAGCAGAUGGAUUUCCGCGCCAACCUGCAGCGGCAAGUGAAGCCGAAGACCCUGUCGGAGGAGGAGAGGAAAGUGCAUGGCCCCCAACAGGUGGACUUCCGCUCUGUCCUGGCCAAGAAGGGGACUCCCAAGACCCCUGUGCCUGAGAAGGUACCCCCUCCAAAACCGGCCACCCCAGAUUUUCGCUCAGUGUUGGGCAGUAAGAAAAAAUUACCAACAGAGAAUGGUAGCAAUAACACUGAGGCCUUGAAUGCCAAGGCAGCAGAAGGUCCCAAGCCUGUGGGCAAUGCCCAGCCUUCAGGGUUCCUGAAACCCGUGGGCAACACCAAGCUGGCUGAUACCCCCAAACCCUUGAGCAGCACCAAGCCAGCAGAGACCCCCAAACCCUUGGGUAAUGUCAAACCAGCUGAGACCCCCAAACCCUUGGGCAGCACCAAGCCAGCAGAAACCCCCAAACCCUUGGGUAAUGUCAAACCAGCUGAGGCCCCCAAACCCUUGGGUAAUGUCAAACCAGCUGAGACCCCCAAACCCUUGAGCAGCACCAAGCCAGCAGAGACCCCCAAACCCUUGGGUAAUGUCAAACCAGCUGAGACCCCCAAACCCUUGAGCAGCACCAAGCCAGCAGAGACCCCCAAACCCUUGGGUAAUGUCAAACCAGCUGAGACCCCCAAACCCUUGGGCAGCACCAAGCCAGCAGAGACCCCAAAACCCUUGGGUAACAUCAAGCCAGCUGAGACCCCCAAACCCUUGGGUAACAUCAAGCCAACUGAGACCCCCAAACCCUUGGGUAAUGUCAAGCCAGCUGAGACCCCCAAACCCUUGGGUAACAUCAAGCCAACUGAGACCCCCAAACCCUUGGGUAAUGUCAAGCCAGCCGAGACCCCCAAACCCUUGGGUAACGUCAAGCCAGCUGAGACCCCCAAACCCUUGGGUAACGUCAAGCCAGCCGAGACCCCCAAACCCUUGGGUACUAUCAAGCCAGCUGAGACCCCCAAACCCUUGGGUAAUGUCAAGCCAGCUGAGAUCCCUAAACCUAUGGGCAACGCCAAGCCAGCUGAAACCCUCAAACCUGUGGGCAACGCCAAGCCAGCCGAGACCCCCAAACCCUUGAGUAACGUCAAGCCAGCUGAAACCCCCAAACUUGUGGGCAACGCCAAGCCAGCUGAGACCUCUAAACCGUUGGAUAACGCCAAGCCAGCUGAGGCCCCCAAACCCUUGGGCAAUGCCAAGCCGGCUGAAAUCCCAAAACCCACUGGGAAAGAAGAACUUAAGAAGGAGAUUAAGAAUGAUGUGAACUGCAAGAAGGGCCAUGCAGGGGCCACAGAUAGUGAAAAGAGACCAGAGAGCCGAGGGACAGCCCCAACCUUCGAGGAGAAACUACAAGAUCUCCAUGUGGCAGAGGGUCAGAAGCUGCUGCUCCAGUGCCGGGUGUCCUCUGACCCCCCGGCCGCCAUCACUUGGACACUGAAUGGAAAGACGCUCAAGACCACCAAGUUCAUCGUCCUCUCCCAAGAAGGCUCCUUGUGCUCCGUCUCCAUCGAGAAGGCACUGCCCGAGGACAGAGGCUUAUACAAGUGUGUAGCCAAGAACAGUGCCGGCCAGGCUGAGUCCUCCUGCCAAGUCACCGUGGACGUUCCAGAUGCCCCCGCCAGUGAAAAUGCCAAGGCCCCGGAGAUGAAAGCCCGGAGGCCGAAGAGCUCUCUUCCUCCAGUGCUAGGAACAGAAAGUGACGCAACUGUGAAAAAGAAACCUGCCCCCAAGACACCUCCGAAGGCAGCCAUGCCACCUCAGAUCAUCCAGUUUCCUGAGGACCAGAAGGUGCGAGCAGGAGAGUCUGUGGAGCUCUUUGGUAAGGUGGCUGGCACCCAGCCCAUCACCUGCACCUGGAUGAAGUUCCGAAAGCAGAUCCAGGACAGCGAGCACAUCAAGGUGGAGAACAGCGAGCAGGGCAGCAAGCUCACCAUCCGGGCAGCGCGCCAGGAGCACUGUGGCUGCUACACCCUGCUGGUGGAGAACAAACUGGGCAGCAGGCAGGCCCAGGUCAACCUCACCGUGGUGGACAAGCCAGACCCCCCAGCCGGUACACCUUGUGCCUCUGACAUCCGAAGCUCCUCGCUGACCUUGUCCUGGUAUGGCUCCUCAUAUGAUGGGGGCAGCGCUGUACAGUCAUACAGUGUCGAGAUCUGGGACUCAGUGGACAAGACGUGGAAGGAACUAGCCACGUGCCGCAGCACUUCUUUCAACGUCCAGGACCUGCUGCCUGACCGAGAAUAUAAGUUCCGUGUGCGUGCAAUCAAUGUCUAUGGAACCAGUGAGCCAAGCCAGGAGUCUGAACUCACAGCCUUGGGAGAGAAACCUGAAGAAGAGCCGAAGGACGAAGUGGAGGUGUCAGAUGACGAUGAGAAGGAGCCUGAGGUCGACUACCGGACCGUCACGGUCAAUACCGAGCAGAAAGUGUCCGACUUCUACGACAUCGAAGAGAGACUAGGAUCUGGGAAAUUUGGACAGGUCUUUCGACUUGUAGAAAAGAAAACUGGAAAAAUCUGGGCAGGGAAAUUCUUCAAGGCGUAUUCGGCCAAGGAGAAAGAGAACAUCCGGCAGGAGAUCAGCAUCAUGAACUGCCUGCACCACCCCAAGCUGGUCCAGUGUGUGGACGCCUUCGAAGAGAAGGCCAACAUUGUCAUGGUCCUGGAGAUCGUGUCCGGGGGUGAGCUGUUCGAGCGCAUCAUUGAUGAGGACUUUGAGCUGACGGAGCGGGAGUGCAUCAAGUACAUGAAGCAGAUCUCAGAGGGGGUGGAGUACAUCCACAAGCAGGGCAUCGUCCACCUGGACCUCAAGCCCGAGAACAUCAUGUGUGUCAACAAGACAGGCACCAGGAUCAAGCUCAUCGACUUCGGUCUGGCCAGGAGGUUGGAGAAUGCAGGGUCUCUGAAGGUCCUCUUUGGCACCCCGGAGUUCGUCGCACCUGAAGUGAUCAACUAUGAGCCCAUUGGCUAUGCCACGGACAUGUGGAGCAUCGGGGUCAUCUGCUACAUCCUGGUCAGCGGACUGUCCCCCUUCAUGGGUGACAAUGACAACGAAACCUUAGCCAACGUUACCUCAGCCACCUGGGACUUUGACGACGAGGCCUUCGACGAGAUCUCCGAUGACGCCAAGGAUUUUAUCAGCAACUUGCUGAAGAAGGAUAUGAAAAACCGCCUGAACUGCACCCAGUGCCUUCAGCAUCCAUGGCUAAUGAAAGACACCAAGAACAUGGAGGCCAAGAAACUCUCCAAGGACCGGAUGAAGAAGUACAUGGCAAGAAGGAAAUGGCAGAAAACGGGCAAUGCUGUGAGAGCCAUCGGAAGACUGUCCUCUAUGGCAAUGAUCUCAGGGCUCAGUGGCAGGAAAUCCUCAACAGGGUCACCAACCAGCCCGCUCAAUGCAGAAAAACUAGAAUCUGAAGAAGAUGUCUCCCAAGCUUUCCUGGAGGCUGUCGCUGAGGAGAAGCCCCAUGUAAAACCCUACUUUUCCAAGACCAUUCGUGACUUAGAAGUUGUGGAGGGAAGUGCUGCUAGAUUUGACUGCAAGAUUGAAGGAUACCCGGACCCUGAAGUCGUCUGGUUCAAAGAUGACCAAUCAAUCCGGGAGUCCCGCCACUUCCAGAUAGACUACGACGAGGAUGGGAACUGCUCUUUAAUCAUUAGUGAUGUUUGCGGGGAUGAUGAUGCCAAGUACACCUGCAAGGCUGUCAACAGUCUUGGAGAAGCCACCUGCACAGCAGAGCUCAUCGUGGAAACCAUGGAGGAAGGAGAAGGAGAAGGGGGAGAAGAGGAGGAGGAAGAGUGAAACAAAGCCAGAGAGAAGCAGUUUCUAAGUCAUAUUACAAAGACUAUUUCUCUAAAGCUCAAAAAAAAAAAAAAAAAAAAAAAAAACCCGCAAGAUAGUAAAAGCACCCGGUGUGAUAGAUUAUUUAGUUAGGUUAUUUGGGGGUUGAUUCUUCAGCAACAGUGGUUGACACCCAGCAGCGUUAUUGAUGGGCAUUACUUUAAAUUAGCUGGCACCUUAAGAUACUAGUACAGCUAGAUUUCAUUUGGGGAAAUCACCAGUAACUUUCUGACUAACUGAUUUUAGAGAAAAAGUAAUCAAAAGGGAGCUUUAUCUGGGCAAAGUCAUAAAUUCCCCAACUGAAAGCACUCAUGAAAAAUAAGACCCUCUGGUCACAGCCAGCCCAAGGGUCCCUGGAUACGGGGACUCCCCAGCUCCUCCUCCAGGGAACUGGGUCUUCUCCAGGCCUGUGGCACUUCAUUCUGCAGGCAGUUGAGCCAUUUUAAUUUAUGAGGCACAUUAUUUGCAAAGUAUACCAUAGACAUUUGAACUUUUCAUUUCCGUCCCCUGUUCUACCUGCCAGUUUUUCUGGAUCUGGACUUGCCAUGAGUUUAAGCAUUAGGAACACUUCCUAGAUUCUGAAGACAUAUAUCCUGCUCUCAUGGAUGACUGGCUUCCUUAGAAAAAUAAAAUCUCCUUUCUUCCAAAAUCAGUAGAAAAUCUAAACUUAUCCCCUCUGAAGAUGUCUAGCAGCUUCAGACAUUUUUAUUAGAACCUAUGGGGAAAAAAAUCCUUGAUAAUGUGCUUUUUCCCCCUGAAACCAGGAUUCAUAUUUGUGCUAUUUAGAAUAUCAGCUCUGCAUGUGUGGUAAAGAUUUUUGUGUUUGAAUGUAUGAAAAAGCAGUUUGCUGAGAAGUUAGUCUUAAUUAUUUAUUGGCCACUAUGAAACAGAUUUCAACUGAAGAGCUAUAGAACUCCAAGUACUUUGGAAUCUCAGCCAGGAUAGUCUGAGUUUAAUAUACCUUCAUUUUUAAACAUGUUCCAAACAGCUCUGUCUACCUUCUGGGUUCUACAAGGUUCUUCUUCUUGGGUGUGCAUCAGUCAUGCCUUGCCCCCAACCUUGAAAUAUAUUCUUAACCCGAUACAUGCACUCAGACUUGCAUCUUUAGGAAUUUCUAACUUUCUUUCACUACAUUGGCACUUAAAUUUUUCUUCAUAAAACUUUUUGCAGGUCAUAAACAAAGACCAUAAACUGAUAUGCCUAAUACAUUUCCUCUGUGUGUGUGCAACAUUCCAAAUAUUUUUUUCUUUUCAUCCACUAUUUGUAAAGUGCAGCAGUUUAAUAUUUCAAGGGACUUUUAAAGAGUUCUGUAAGAACCAAUUUUAAAUUACUUCAGUGCAAUCCUACACAGCAUUAGAAUUUUGAUGUUACUUAGUCUUAUGUUAUCUUCCAUUCUAUUUUUAUCUGCUUCUUGCUGCUAGUUUCAAAUCGCCAGUAUUUUGCUUUUUAAGCAGUUACAAUAUUUUUCAUAAUAGCCACAGUAUUGCCACAGUUUAUUAUAAUAAAGCGUUUUAAAGUUGAUUUAGAGCAUUCAAAGCUUUUCUUCAUCACUUUUCAUUGUAUUUAGACUAUAACCUUCGUGUGCGUGUAUGUUGUAUACGUGUGCGCAUGUGUGGUGUGUCUUUUUGUUUGCAGGUUUUUUGAUGCCUUCUUGAAGUUGUGUUAAUGUUCUCCCAGUUUAUUAUGCCAUCGGAUGAGAACACUACAACUGUAGCUAGCUCACAGGUUUUAAAUAAAGGACACCACAGUGCA